Diprion similis is the source of this 1038-nucleotide messenger RNA. Its product is annotated as IQ domain-containing protein K-like. The record is from RefSeq and is a predicted model, not a curated record. Gene Ontology annotation, molecular function: protein binding. Bases 1 to 708 code for a protein of 235 amino acids. The transcript is spliced from 3 exons. NCBI's taxonomy places the organism in Eukaryota, Metazoa, Arthropoda, Insecta, Hymenoptera, Diprionidae.
AUGUGCCAGAACAGCCAGUUAUUUACUUCGUCCAUUUCUUCGCCCGCAGAACUGGGGAGUCUUUCUGGCGAAGCAGAUGAAGAGGAUGAAAAAGAAUGCAUCUGUGGUCCAAACCCGUGCGGAUUCGACUCCAAAGGCAGUGAUGGCUCCAGUCUGGGAAGUGACGACGAAGUGGAAGUGGUGAACGUUUCACUCUGGGAAAACAUACUGCGACAAUCCGAAGAGAAAACUGCACCUUACAGAGAGUGGCUUAAGGAGAAGAAGGCUUCAGAGCCAGCAGGCAAGCCGCAGGAUAGUCCUGCCGAUUUUCUUGACCAGAAAAUAUUUCCUCUCCUGCUUCCUGCGAUGAGAACGAUGUUGAUGCAAGCUCGGGAGUGGGAUGCUCUUCGUAUUCAAAAAUGUCGAUUCAACGGACUUGACUUUCUCGCUGAAGUUUUGUGGAACAGUAAUCCACGUCAUCCUAGGAGAUUGCAGAAUUGGUUGGAGGUUUACAGUAUUCCACCUUUUAGACUCUGGUUGAAGUCAAAUCCAAGGCCAAUUUUCCCGAAAUCUUGGCUGUGGACACAAGAAGAUGGUGCUCUGAUUAUUCAAAAAUGGGUCAGGGGUUGGCUGGUGAGAAAACAGGAAGAUGUGCAAGAAAUGCGUCUAUUUUGGAAGGUAUUGCAAGCCAUGGAAGGCUUUAGAAAACCAUAUUUUCAGCAAUAUUGAGCAGGGAAAAUAAUAAUUAUUUUUCGAUGUUUCGUGGCGAAAAAAUUAUGUAAGAGAAGAUCAUCAUCGUUUCAACAUAUUCAAAAGCGUAAUCGCUUUUGUUAUAUCUCUAACUAACUCAAAAACAGUGAGCUUAGCACUUUCUCGGCGAGUUUCUGGUUUCAGAGAAAUAUUACCUCCAAAUUUUCAGGCAUUUUAAAAUUUGCAAUUCUAGGCUGUGAUAAAAUUCGAAUUUAAUUGUUAUUAAUUAUUUGCAGGCAAUUAUUGCAGAGGCUGAACAAGAAGCGGCAGAUUUGGGCAUAACUUGUAAGUUGUCCAUUGAUUUUUUUG